Lodderomyces oxycetoniae is the source of this 2379-nucleotide messenger RNA. It is a transcript of the gene MNN12, whose product is annotated as alpha-1,3-mannosyltransferase. Gene Ontology annotation, biological process: protein O-linked glycosylation. The coding region runs from base 1 to 2379 and encodes 792 amino acids. The transcript has a single exon. Gene Ontology annotation, molecular function: alpha-1,3-mannosyltransferase activity. Lineage: Eukaryota; Fungi; Ascomycota; Pichiomycetes; Serinales; Debaryomycetaceae. Gene Ontology annotation, cellular component: Golgi apparatus. The record is from RefSeq and is a predicted model, not a curated record.
AUGAUUGAGAAACUCUCGGUUAAGAGAUCACAGCAAAAGUUUUUUUUAUAUUCGGGUGUAGUGCUAUGGCUAGUGGCUAUAAAUGUAUGGUUGUUUUGUACAUAUCAUAGUAGGUCGCGAUCGUCUUAUGGCAAUGACACUGCUAGUGACCAUCUAUCGAUCUAUGACGAAUUUGGUCUUGAUUAUAAGCUAGGUUCAAAGAGUCAAAGUGGAUCGGGAUCGGGAUCGGGAUCAGGAUCGGAAUCAGACCCAAACUCGGAAAACAAAUCGUUUAAAGAUGACAUCACCAUCAAGAUAUUACAGAAACAUCAGCUGAAAGAAAAGGAUAUUCGGGGCGUAGAUGCUCAUGCUUCCAUUUAUGACAAGAUUUUUGCAAACCACGAUAUUGACUCCAUCUUUGGCAACUUGAACUUUGAACAACGCUGUGAUUUGUUUUUCCAAAAUUUGUUUAUGCAUGAUAAUAACUGGAUUCUUAAAGUUAAUGAACGAAAUCGCUUGGAAAACAAGAAUGAGUUUAAAUUCAAUGAUUUUAAAAGAGUCCACUUGGAAGAAUAUAAAAAGGAAUUUGCCAGUGCAAACCACAAGAAUCAUGAGGAUGUUGAAAACACUCCAGAGUUUGAGCAGUUUGUUAGAACUAAAUAUGACGAGUUUUGGAAGAAAACUAUGAAGUAUGAACAAAAAAUUGUUGAUCAGAUAUCGAUUAUGAGAGUGUUUAACAAAUGCUAUAUUACUAGUGAUAACACGACUCAAGUUAAACGUACCAACGAGUUUGUCAAUGAUCAACAUAAGCUAAUGACUAGCUUACAUUGGGCCUCUUCCAAAAAGAGCAAAGUUCCCAGUUUCAAAUUCACAAAGGAAGAGAAUAGAAUUCAUUUCAAGUCCAUUAAACAUUCUGCUUUGGAACAUAGAGUAUAUCCUUGGUUAUCCUUUGAAUAUCCAAUAUAUGAAAGAUUCACGAGCAAAGUAAGUUACCAUCCGCCAAUAAUGUCAAAGUACCUUCCAGAUCAAGAAGAACAACGCACCACUAAACCAACAAAACAUUCAAACGAAUUGGGAUUUUUCUUGAACAAGUUCAAAAAUCAGUGCAAUGGGAGAGGUAUCGUGUUGACCAUUGGUGAUUCGCAUGUUGAAGAUACAGUUAAACUAAUACAUUUAUUACGAGCAUUGAACAAUAAACUACCUAUACAAAUUGUAUAUUAUCAAGACAUUUCAAAAGAAACAAAAACAAAAAUAGUCACUGCAGCCAGAGAGUCCAUUGGAGCAUUUCCCAAAUCGUUUGAAAAGGUUAAAGAAUAUUUUCCAGAUGACUAUUUAUCAAACGAUGGAGGAUUGCCCAAGCAGGAAGUGUGGUUUGUCAACACAUACAAUGUCAUUCAUGAAGAUUUCAAAGAUCGAUUUAAAGGAUAUGCAAAUAAAUUUCUUGCUACUUUUUUCAAUUCAUUUGAUGAGUUUAUGUUGAUCGAUGCUGAUACGGUGAUGAUGCAGAAUCCAGAUCAUUUUUUCAAUUUACCAGGAUACAAAGAGAAUGGGGCUUUUUUUUAUAAAGACCGUACUACUUUUGAAACAAGACCCAAAUCAGACAUUGUAUUUUUCAAGAAACUCGGUCCAUCAAUAGUUGACUCUGUAAUGUUUGAUAUUCCUAUAAUGACAAAACACACAGUUGAGAACGAUUUCAUGAGGGGGUUAUACCAUUAUCAAGAGUCUGGUCUUGUAAUGCUCAAUAGGAAAAUCCAUUUUAAUGCGAUAUUACUCAUGUUUCAGUUAAAUUUCAACGAACCAGUAAAUGGCAGAAUCCAUGGUGAUAAAGAGAUUUUUUGGUUGGCACUAGCGAUAAACGGGAAUGAAAACUAUGCAUUUAAUGAAAACUAUGCAGCAGCAAUAGGUAAGGUGACCCCACAAACAGAACGAACAAAACCAGACGGCACACCUCAUCAAUCAGUAGAACUAUGUUCCCCUCACCCUGGGCACAUAUCAGAUCAAGACAAUGCCCUAGAAUGGAUAAAUUCCGGGUUCUUUUAUUGCUCAAAAUCUCCCAUUGUUGAUUUUAAAAAGGAAGCUGAACAAAAAGCACGAUUAAAGUCUUUAAAGAGUGCUGAAGACUUUAAAGCUUUUUAUUAUAGUCCACUACGUAUCUCCAGUGCAGUUAUCCCGCCUUUGGAUCUUAAUGUAUGGGCAGUCAAUGUGGAAGAUGAACCAAGCCGAGGAUGGUUUAUGGAUAGCCGAUAUUGUAAAGGGUAUAUGUGGUGUGCUUACACAAGUAUUGGUGGUUUGAAAAGUGACGGAGAAAGUAAUAGAAAAGAAGGAAGGUUGAUUCACUUUACUGAAAAAGAAGAAGCUCUUUUCGCUUAUUACGGUGAUAUCUGGGUAGGUUUAGAAUAA